Molecule: messenger RNA, 1543 nt
Organism: Medicago truncatula (barrel medic)
Lineage: Eukaryota; Viridiplantae; Streptophyta; Magnoliopsida; Fabales; Fabaceae
Product: S-adenosylmethionine synthase
Exons: 2
Coding region: 164-1345 (393 amino acids)
Biological process (GO): S-adenosylmethionine biosynthetic process
Molecular function (GO): ATP binding; methionine adenosyltransferase activity
Source: RefSeq, a predicted model, not a curated record
ACCUAACCAAGAUUCUCACCACGUUCACGCGUCUUUCACUGCCAACUUCUUCUUUACUGUUUGUUGAAUUUUUCCUAUAAAUUGGAGACUCAUUUCUCACGUUUACACUCGCACACCUCCAAUCCAAGAAACCCUUCUUCAACCUCUCAACAAGCUUUUAACGAUGGCAGCAGAGACCUUCCUAUUUACCUCUGAGUCCGUGAAUGAGGGACACCCUGACAAGCUCUGUGAUCAAAUCUCUGAUGCUGUGCUAGAUGCUUGCCUUGAACAGGACGUAGACAGCAAGGUUGCUUGUGAAACUUGCACCAAGACUAACUUGGUUAUGGUCUUUGGUGAGAUCACAACCAAGGCUAAGGUUGACUAUGAGAAAAUUGUGCGUGACACCUGCAGAAAGAUUGGGUUUGUUUCUGAUGAUGUAGGUCUUGAUGCUGACAACUGCAAGGUUCUCGUCAACAUUGAGCAGCAGAGUCCUGAUAUUGCUCAGGGUGUACAUGGUCAUCUUACAAAAAGACCUGAGGAGAUUGGUGCUGGUGAUCAGGGUCACAUGUUUGGAUAUGCCACCGAUGAGACUCCUGAGUUGAUGCCUUUGAGCCAUGUUCUUGCAACCAAGCUUGGUGCUCGUCUCACUGAGGUUCGCAAGAAUGGUACAUGCCCUUGGUUGAGACCUGAUGGUAAGACUCAAGUCACUGUUGAGUAUUACAAUGACAAUGGUGCUAUGGUUCCUGUUCGUGUCCACACUGUGCUCAUCUCUACUCAACAUGAUGAGACUGUUACCAAUGAUGAAAUUGCUGCUGAUCUCAAAGAGCAUGUUAUCAAGCCCGUGAUUCCUGACAAGUACCUUGAUUCCAAGACCAUUUUUCACUUGAACCCUUCUGGCCGUUUUGUCAUUGGAGGUCCUCACGGUGAUGCUGGUCUCACUGGUAGGAAGAUCAUCAUUGACACUUAUGGUGGUUGGGGUGCACAUGGUGGUGGUGCUUUCUCAGGAAAAGACCCAACUAAGGUUGACAGGAGUGGAGCUUACAUUGUGAGGCAAGCUGCUAAGAGCAUUGUUGCAAGUGGACUUGCAAGGAGGUGCAUUGUGCAAGUCUCCUAUGCUAUUGGUGUGCCUGAACCUCUGUCUGUGUUUGUUGACACGUAUGGUACAGGGAAGAUCCCUGAUAAGGAGAUCCUGAAUAUUGUGAAGCAGAACUUUGAUUUCAGGCCUGGGAUGAUCUCUAUCAACCUUGAUCUCUUGAGGGGUGGCAAUGGCAGGUUUUUGAAGACUGCUGCUUAUGGACAUUUUGGUAGGGAAGAUGCUGACUUCACAUGGGAAGUGGUGAAGCCUCUUAAAUGGGAGAAGGCCUAAGUUACCUCUAUUCUAGGAGUUCUGAACCUUAGAAUAUCUUACUAAUCUUCAAAGCUUUUUUACCCUCCGCUUGUCUAUCUUAGUUUUUGUUUUUUCUUUUUUACAUUAGCAAUAUAAAAAGUGCUCUCAGUUUUUAUGUUCAAUGCAAUGAAUGCAUUUCACAUUAUAUCAAUAUCAAAGGGAGUAUUCUAUCCAUUA